UUCUCAACCACUUCGCUCUUCGACAUUUUCUACCGCUCCGAGGUACCUGGAUCGGAAGAAAGGGAGAUCCACGGAAUAGUUCAUCCCUCGGGGUCCAACCGGGACCGACGAAUCGCGGCCACAAUCCGGAAGAUUUCCCGAGUGUGAAACGUCUUGAGAAAAGUGGGUCGUCGUUUCUCCCACGUAAAACCGAUCAUCUCCCACCUAUUUCGUUUCAUCGUCCAGAAGGUCCGUCAGUGGCGUAUCGUUCACGUCCUCGAGAGGAUCCUCGAGUUGUUCUUUCGUACGGAUCUCGCGGUCACCGACAGCGGAAACGUAGCACCCCGAAAGUGUCACCGAGACGGGUGGAAUUUGAAAAGAAAAGUUGAGAACAAGAGGAAGAAAGAAGCUUGCGACAAGAACAAAGAAGAAUGCCAGGUGCCGGUGGUCAACCACCGCAGAGGACCACCUUCAGGCCACCAUGGGUCAAGGAUGGUCCGAACCCUCUACCUAUGCCUACUGCACCAUGGACUCUCAACUCCAGGAGAGACUCCAAACCCAUAACGGACGAACCGCCUGCGUUUACUCAAGUUACACUUAAAAGUGUACCAAAAGCAGAAGCAAAGCCCUCGACGGAAGCGCAGCCUCGUAAACAGAGCAAGAUCACAAUAAUCCCGUCACAGCCUAAAAGUGAAAAGAAUGCGACUAGUCAACCGGCACCGACGAAGCUCCGCGAGAAUGGACGACAAGAGCCAAUUUCGAGGCCACAGCUCGAACGACAGGUUCGAAUCGAGAGGUCCCGAUCUCGAGGUGACACGAUACCUCUCUCCAAGAGCGAGAGCACCACAGGUGCACCGACGCUAUCGAAAAGCUCGUCGAGAGCAGCUAUUCCACCACCGCCACCACCGAGACCACCUCCACCACCUCCGGCCCGAACGAUCAUCAAGGAUCUUCCUCCGCUCAGCCAGGAACAACAACAGAAGAUAGAGAUGCUAAAGCAAAGACCAAGGAAACGUCCGGAUUGGGCGAGUAUGAUGAAGGAGGUGGAAAGCGGUAAACGUUUGAGGCACGUGAAAUGCAACGAUAGGAGUGCGCCCUUGAUCGAGAGGGUGAACAAGGUUACAGCUGACCCAGCAGGGAACGCACACUUUGUGUUCGAAUCCGAAAAAUCGAACAUGCAUAAUCAACUGCUGAAGCAGAUUCAGCAGGGUGUACCGCUAAAAAGGGUGCAGACGAAUGACCGUUCGAAACCGAUGCUGCAAGGGCUGAGAAAAUUCCGAAGGCAAUUGACGAUAGAGGAGCAAAUACAGAAAGCGGAGGAGCCAACCGAUGACUCGAUCUCGGACGAUAUGGACGAUAUCGAUGCGGUGAGGGACGAUUUGCAAAGUACCAAGCAAAUGCUUGCUCUGGAGCUUAGAAACAAGGAAGCGUUGGAAAGGGACAAUAAGAGACUACAAGCAAGGAUUUUGAACCUCGAGGCUGAAGUUGACCGGGAGAGAUCUAAGAAAAGCGUACAAGAACACAAGAAAUACGAUGAAGCACUCACGACAUCUUUGAAACAAGAAAUUCAACAAGCCAGAAAGGAUGCUGAGAAAUUUGAAAAGGAAUACAUCACGGUAGCGGAGGAAAGAGACAAAUUCAAGAACGAACUAGAAGAAAUGAGGAGAAUGUAUGCAACCUUGGAGAGACGUAUGAAAGCCGAACAGGAGCUUGAGCCUGAGCCAGUAAUAGAACUAGCGGACGAUUACGACGAAGCAGUUUGGUACGCUGUUUCAGGAAUGGCACUGGCCGGUUGUCCGAGUGCAAAAGAUGUAGCAAAAAUUGCUUCGCAGAAAAGUAUAGAUAAGAAAGAGCCAAGCGAAAGCGAAGAAGAGGAAGAAGAAGAAAGUUCAGAGGAAGAAGAUGAGAAAGAUCCAAAGGCAGCAGAGAAACGGUUACAAAGAGAAAUCAAACUUCUGACAACAAAGAUAAAAACUUCACAGGAUAAAGCAGGUAACGCUAGAAAAGAGCGACAUGCUUUGAAAGACCAAAUUAAGCAACAACAAAAAUUAUUGAAAGAGGAGAAAAAGAAAUUUAAGCGUCUACAGAAGGAAGUUGACAAAAUGGCGAAGUUGGUGUCAGAAAGUGAAGAGGAUGAAGAAGAAGAAGAUGAUGAAGAGACAGAGUCUGAAGAAGAAUCUGAAUCUGAGGAAUCUGAAGAAGACGAAGAAACUGAGACAGAAGAUGAAGAUGAUUCUUUUGAAGGACAAAGAAAUUCUUUACAGAAAAAAGCUAAAAAACAUGAGGGACGUUUAGCUGCAUUAAAGAAGGGUAACUAUUUACUUAAGGCACAAGUUGAUAGACUGAAAGAUGAUUUAGCAAAGCAACGAGAAGAAAGCCUUACUUUGCAAGAGGAUCUUGACUCUGUUUUAGCAGAAUUAGGUUAAGCUAAUGUAAAGAACAGUUAAAUAUUAUUAUGGACAAUUGUAUACAUGCACAUAUAAGUAUUAUAUAUGAAAAUAUAGAAAAUGUUAUGUCUGAAAAAAAUAGACACAUAACUAAUACACGCACACUCACCUAAACGCCUCUUGGAGAUGAUCUUACACUCAAACAGAAUUUUUGUUCAUAUUAACUGCGGACUAUACGUCGUGCGACCAUUUUUUACAAUCGUUUAGUAAACGCGCUAAUUUGUUUUCUCUAGUA
This is a messenger RNA of Osmia lignaria (orchard mason bee), 2661 nucleotides long. RefSeq lists its product as uncharacterized. Gene Ontology annotation, molecular function: actin binding. The record is from RefSeq and is a predicted model, not a curated record. NCBI's taxonomy places the organism in Eukaryota, Metazoa, Arthropoda, Insecta, Hymenoptera, Megachilidae.